This is a messenger RNA of Penaeus chinensis, 3624 nucleotides long. RefSeq names its product roundabout homolog 2-like. The coding region runs from base 313 to 3006 and encodes 897 amino acids. Gene Ontology annotation, molecular function: cell-cell adhesion mediator activity. The record is from RefSeq and is a predicted model, not a curated record. Gene Ontology annotation, cellular component: axon; plasma membrane. The transcript has 8 exons. Lineage: Eukaryota; Metazoa; Arthropoda; Malacostraca; Decapoda; Penaeidae. Gene Ontology annotation, biological process: axon guidance; homophilic cell-cell adhesion; dendrite self-avoidance.
ACAACGUUCAGGGCAGAGAACGUAAAGAAUACUUUUAUCGAAUAUUUCAAUUCGCUGUUGAAACAUAGGGCACAGUCUUGGCAGUAAGGUUCCCUGUCUUAUAUACUAUUAGACUCACGAUCAAAAGGAACCAGUGAGAGGGAUCGGAAAUCAUAAUUUUCGAAUAAAUGAUACUGUGAUAAAACGGGCCAGUUCACAUUUCAAAUAAAAGAUCUAACUUGAUAUAAUAGAAAACAGUCUUCUGCAAAUUGAAUCAGAAAUGCGUAAAAAAGGAACCCUGAAAAGGACUUAGAUGUUAAGGCCCCUUUUACUAUGGGUGUUUACCAACGCGCGGCUGCACAUAAGACCCUGAAGUACAAGAGCGCCGUCAGACUAAAAGACACGGAAUGUAAUGCGUCUACGAGCGCCCUCGCGGCCUCCGCCUCGCCAGCCUCCGCGUCCGGCCUCCACCGCCGCCCCGGGAGGGAGGAGGCCAGUCCCCAUGUCCUCCUCUUACUACCUCAGCGAGUCAAGAGUUUGCCCGUUAAGGAAGCGCCUCGCCCGGACCACGCGCCAUCCUUAGAGCUGUCCUGCGACGCUUUGUGCCGACUGCCUCGCGGGCUAGAUAUCCUGGAGGAUCUGCAGCGACAAGGGGACGGCCUCGCGUCGUCCCUCCGCUUGGCUCGCGGGCCGGCCUCGGGCUCCCCCCACGCCAAGGAAAUCUCUCGGCUCGCGGACUCCGAUACUCCGAGAUUGCUGGCGACCCGUGACUCCACCUCCGCUUCCCUUUCUGCCAUACCGACGGGACCCACGAGGCUCCCCGGCGACGCAUCCGCUAGCCGAGGCGUCGACCUCCCGCUUCGUGGAGGAGAACCUGUCGUCGUGGGGCUCCCGGAAGAGCCUGCCCCCGACGCCCCUGGACGGACCCCCUCGCUCCCUCCGCCGGCUGGCCGCGGGAGCCCCCGACCCCCUGCCGAGGCGUGGGCUCCCCCCGCCGGGUACCAGGUGAUGGGGAAGCCUCGGUCGCACUGCUUCCCUCGUAGGAGCGGCUGCCCGACCCUCCCGCGCCUGACGCUGGUGCUGACGCUGCUGGUUCUCGCCGCAAGCAGAGUGCAAGGCGAGGGCAGAGAGCCUCGGAUCACCGAACACCCGACGAACUGGACUGUGCCGCGCAAUGACCCCGUGACCCUCAACUGUGGCACCGAGGGCCGUCCCGAACCCGUGAUCACGUGGUACAAAGACGGCGUCCCGGUGAAGCCCUCCCCGCAUCGUUUCAUCCUGCCGACGGGCUCGCUGUUCUUCCUGAAGGUGACGCAGAGCAAGAAGGAGAACGACGCCGGAGUCUACUGGUGCGUCUCCACCAAUCGGCUCGGGAGCGCGAGGUCGCAGAACGCCUCACUGCAGAUUGCUUUUCUGAGAGAUGACUUCCGAACCUCGCCGACGGGAACGCGGGUGGUGGCCGGGGAGAGGGCGGAGUUGGAGUGCUCCCCCCCUCGCGGCCAUCCGGAACCCCUUGUACUGUGGAUGAAGGACGGUAACAAACUCCCGCUGGAUCACAGAGUGUACGUUGGCGAAGGAGGGAAACUCAUCCUCACGGAGACUCUGCAGACUGACGAAGGAAGCUACACGUGCGUCGCCUCCAACCUCGUGGGCACCAGAUUCUCCGAGCCGGCUAUACUGGCUGUGCAGGUGCGCCCCUUCUUCGUGCGUCUCCCUGGCGACGUCACAGCGAUGACCGGAGGAGAGGCCAUCCUACGGUGUCGUGCUGGAGGGUCGCCGCCCCCUCACGUGCUCUGGAGGAGGCACGACGGUCGGAUGCCGGUCGGUCGGGCGCGCCUCGAUGCCGACUACACCUUGAGGAUCACCGAACUCACCGUGGACGACGCUGGGGUCUACAUAUGCCAGGCCGAAAACGCCGUCGCUACCGUAGUGGCCAACGCUACGCUGACUGUCUAUGACUCGCCUCGCUUGGUAUCCGGGCCCGUGGACGUGUCUGUGGUGCUGAACACGACGGUGCGCCUUCCCUGCUACGGGCGCGGCACUCCCCCGCCCACGCCCGUGUGGACGCACUCCUCCCUGCCGCAGCAGCCCCUUAGCCCCGGGUGGGCGGGGCAGCUCGCCUCCGUCACCAGGGAUGGCACGCUGGUGCUCACGCCCGCGACCGAGGACCAGGGGGGUUCUUGGACCUGUUCGCUGGUGAGUGAGGCCGGAGCCGCCCACGCCCGCGCCUGGCUCACUCUGGUCGCCCCCCGAGACACCCCGCCGCCCAUCAUCAGCGUCCCGCCCGCCAAUCAGACUCUCCCCGCCCGAACGCACGCCACGUUGCACUGCCGCGUGCAGGGCCCACCUACGCCCACGCUUACCUGGUAUCGAGGGGCGGCGCCCGUGAGGACCGACGGAAAGAGGAUCUCCGUGAGCAGGGAAGGCGACCUCACCAUCACGAGCCUUCACGAGACCGACAGCGGCUGGUACACCUGCCUGGCCGAGUCGUGGUCUGGUUCUGCCCAAGCCUCCGCCUCGCUGCUCGUCGUGGGCGGCGAGGACCCUCAGGCCGCCCGCAGCUUCCGUCGCGCGCCCGUGCCCUCCGCCCUGCCCGGCCCGCCCUCCCGCCCUCGCGUGACCAGCCUCACCAACGCCUCCGUCACCCUGGUGUGGGCGCCUCCCAUCUCCGUGGGCGAAGCUCCUCUUCUGGGCUACACCCUCGAGUCCUUCACGCCCACGGGGGAGAGCAGGACCGGCCAGUGGCGUGUGGUGGCGCGCGGCCUCACCGACCCCCGCUACACCGCCACCCUCGAGACCGGCCGCCCGCAGGUGUUCGUGGUGCGGGCGGCCAACUCGCUCGGGGAGUCACCGCCCUCGCCCUGGUCGCAGGUGGUGGUCGUGGGCGGCCCCGAGAGCGUGACGCGCCUCGAGCACCUGGGGCCGCUGCAGGGGCGCCUCCUCAACCUGUCCUCCCUGGCGACCCUCACGUCCUCGUCCAUGAAGAUCACGUGGAAGGUAAGUGCGGCGUGGGCCUUCGCUUGGUAGAGGAUAGACAAAGGAAAAUGCAUAAAUAGAGGCAAUAAAUGACCAUACAUGAGAAAAAAUAGAAAGAAUGGGGGGUAAAACAGCAAGAGCAUAGAUGGGAAAAUCGAUAUUGUCUUUAAGAACACAGUCGAUUAUCAGACCUGAUGAUCCAGAAUAUGACCUCCGAUCAGUAAGGGAAAUAAUCCUAAAAAAGAAAAAGAGAAAUAAGUAACGAAAAUAAAUUAGAAUACCCGCUAAAGAUAAAUAUCAAAAUAAGUGAGAGAAAAAAAAUGAAAGAAGACGAAUCGUUUAUGUACAUGUGACUCUUAGAUAUAAAGAGACCGAGAAAGAGGGAAUGAACCUUAACUGAUGAAAUUAUAUUGUGAUAAGGAAGUUUAUAACCACAGACACAAAUACAUAACAUAAGAUGAAACAAUUACAUAUAUCCAAGUACAUGCAAUCACAAAAUAACGAGAUAAAUCAUGAAUUGAAUGAAUCUAACAUAAAGGCCACCGACCUCAAGCAAUUAUUAACAAGGGAACAUGAAGACAAACAAGUAAACCUAACCUCACUACAGAUACCUAACGUUCCUGAGUAAAGGAUAAACACAAUUUGAUUAUGUUCUGGUCCACGAGGUCU